Nerophis ophidion (straightnose pipefish) is the source of this 3345-nucleotide messenger RNA. It is a transcript of the gene selenoo1, whose product is annotated as selenoprotein O1. Lineage: Eukaryota; Metazoa; Chordata; Actinopteri; Syngnathiformes; Syngnathidae. The transcript is spliced from 9 exons. The record is from RefSeq and is a predicted model, not a curated record.
CACAAACAUCCGGCGUUACUUCCAGAUUAUGAAAGCAUGACGAAGAAAGUGUUGCAACAACAAGCCGGCAGAUGGGCGUCACGUUAGUUUGAUGGCUCUUGUGCUACCUCGACUAGGAUCAGGAACGUUACGUCUUUUCAGACUAGGUGCGCCCGCAUUUAGGCUCCUAAACUCGGCUGGAAUGGAUGAAAUGGGUCACGCCGUGAGUCGUUCUUCGCUGGAACGGCUCGACUUCGACAACGUGGUUUUAAAGAAACUUCCCGUGGACCCCAUUGAGGAACGUGGCGUGCGGCAGGUGAAAGGAGCAUGUUUUUCCCGAGUCGUUCCGCAGCCACUGACCAACCCUCGCUUUGUGGCGGUGUCCCACGGAGCCUUGGCCCUGCUGGGACUCGAUGGAGACGAGGUCAUGGACGAGCCGCUUGGCGCAGACUAUCUGAGCGGCUCCAAAGUCAUGCCUGGAUCCGAGCCCGCUGCGCAUUGCUACUGCGGCCACCAGUUCGGCCAGUUCGCCGGGCAGCUGGGUGACGGGGCCGCCUGCUACUUGGGGGAAGUGAGGGCACCACCCCACCAAGACCCUGUUCUGCUGCAGGAAAACCCGAGUGGCCGGUGGGAGAUUCAGUUGAAGGGAGCUGGCCUUACUCCUUAUUCCAGACAGGCUGAUGGCCGCAAGGUCCUUCGCUCCAGCAUAAGAGAGUUUCUUUGCAGCGAGGCAAUGUACUUCCUUGGUGUCCCCACCACCAGAGCAGGCUCUGUUGUGACAUCAGACAGCCGAGUCAUUAGGGACAUCUACUAUAGCGGACACCCUCGCCAUGAGAGAUGCUCUGUGGUCCUCCGGAUCGCACCGACUUUUCUCAGGUUUGGUUCUUUUGAGAUAUUUAAGCAGGCAGACGAGUUCACAGGUCGUCAGGGUCCAAGCUAUGGACAUGAUGAGCUGCGAAGACAAAUGUUGGAUUAUGUCAUUGAGACUUUCUACCCUGAUAUCCAGCAGCAGCACUCUGACAGGGUGGAGAGGAAUGUGUCCUUCUUCAGAGAGGUGAUGUGUCGGACGGCUCGACUAGUAGCUCAGUGGCAGUGUGUAGGUUUUUGCCAUGGAGUCCUGAACACGGACAACAUGAGCAUCCUCGGACUCACACUGGACUAUGGUCCUUAUGGCUUCAUGGACAGGUUCGAUCCGAAUUUCAUUUGUAACGCAUCAGACAACUCAGGGCGAUACUCUUACCAGGCCCAGCCGGCUAUUUGCCGGUGGAAUCUCAUCAAGUUUGCAGAGGCCCUCGAUCCAGAGCUUCCACCUGACCGGGCAAAGGCUGUUAUGGAGGAAUAUUUGGAUUCGUAUAACAGAUUCUACCUUAAUUUUAUGAGAAAUAAGCUGGGUUUAAUCAAAAAGGAGGACCCAGAGGAUGAGAUGCUGAUAACAGAGCUGAUGCAAACAAUGCACAACACUGGCGCUGACUUCACCAACACUUUCCGCAGUUUAAGUCAGAUCUCGUGUCCCACUGAGGGAGAAAGUGACACAGAAGAGGACCUUGUCAAAGAAGUUGAAAAGCUGCUACUGGAGCAUUGUGCCUCUUUGGAAGAGCUCAAAACUGGCAACAAAAUCACCAUGGACCCACGGGAGUUGGCAAUGCUGCUUUCCAUGGAAGAGAGCAACCCUGCACUGUUCCAGAUGAUCUCAGAUAGGUCAACAAUAGCGAGGCAGCUCGACCGACUCAGCAAACUGAAAGAACUAAUGGAGACCACCGAUGAAGAGCUCAAAACCAAACAGACCGAGGAGUGGAGCCGCUGGAUCACACGCUAUAGGAAGCGUCUGGCACAGGAACUGGAGGGCCAGAGCGAGGUGCAGGCCGUGCAGGAAGAGAGGGUGAGGGUGAUGGACUGUACUAACCCACGUGUGGUACUCCGGAACUACAUAGCCCAGAAUGCAAUAGAGGCCGCUGAGAACGGGGACUUCUCUGAGGUUCAACGGGUCCUCAAAGUUCUGGAGAAGCCUUUCUCUUCGCAGCCAGGUCUAGAGGCUCCUGCGUGGGUAGGCCAAAGCGGUGCCACCCAACAGGGUGAGAGAGACGACAGUGUGGAGGAGGAGCAACAGGAAGAGGUGGCAUCUGCCUCGACAGCCAGAGACCCAAUUCCGUACGACAGCAAACCUCCAGCUCGGUCUCAGGGAAUCUGUGUCACAUGAUCUUCGUAAUAACUUCCCUGAGCUUCAUCAUCUGGCCUGCCAAAGCGUGAGGGAAGUUUUAGCAUUUUACUUCCUGUUUCUUUUCACAUUUUAUAACCCUUGUGAAUUGUUUGCACAACCUUUUAUAUCGUUGUGGUGGGCAGGUGUCAGGAAAGUGAUACUGAGAUUCAACACCCCAUAGAGAACAUCGGUGACACAAAGCAGUCGGGAAAUAAGUGGACUUUAUUCCUUGUCUGUUUUUGCAUUGAUGGCCGUUAAUGACGACUCAAACGACAAGUCUUGCGCGGACCCGUUUGGGGCUGAUAAACUGUGGUGUGGCAUCUUUAACGUACGCCAAAUAGAAUGCAUACAUUCUAGUCGGUUAAUGUCUACUUGCUCUGUAAUCUAAUACACACUAGCACUGUCGGAUAAAUGUUAGUUUAAAAAUAUGUGAUUGUAGUUUGCAGUGGUGUAGAGCCUGUAAACAUUUUUUAAAUUCAAGUAGAGUGGCCAUGCCUGCAACUUGAGGGUUGCAGGUUCGAUCCCCGCUUCCGCGAUCCUAGUCACUGUCGUUGUGUCCUUGGGCAAGACACUUUACCCACCUGCUCCCAGUGCCACCCACACUGAUUUAAAUGUAACUUAGAUAUUGGGUUUCACUAUGUAAAGUGCUUUGAGUCACUAGAGAAAAAGCGCUAUAUAAAUACAUGUAUAAAAAGUACCCCCUAAUCAGAGCAAAGCAUUUUUGGUUGGAAAAAAAGAGAUAAAGAAGUAAAAUACAGCACUAUGUCAUCAGUUUCUGAUUUAUGAAAUUGUAUAACAGUGCAAAAUAUUGCUCAUUUGUAGUGGUUUUUCUUGAACUAUUUGGGAAAAAGAUAUAAAAAUAACUAAAAACUUGCUGAAAAAUAAACAAGUGAUUCAAUUCUAAAUGCAGAUUUCUACACAUAGAAGUAAUCAUCAACUUAAAGUGCCCUCUUUGGGGAUUGUAAUAGAGAUCCAUCUGGAUUCAUCAACUUAAUUCUAAACAUUUCUUCACAAAAAAAUAAAUAUUUAACAUCAAUAUUUAUGGAACAUGUCCACAACAAAUCUAGCUGUCAACACUGAAUAUUGCAUUGUUGCAUUUCUUUUCACAGUUUAUGAACUUACAUUCAUAUUUUGUUGAAGUAUUAUUCAAUAAAUAUAUUUAUAAAGGA